This is a messenger RNA of Owenia fusiformis, 1132 nucleotides long. The record is from the annotation of a GenBank genome assembly. NCBI's taxonomy places the organism in Eukaryota, Metazoa, Annelida, Polychaeta, Sabellida, Oweniidae.
AAUAUCCAAUGAAAAAACAAUCACAUGAGGUUAUGGAUCACCCCACUCUCGAAUGCAUACUUUUUCAAAAUUACAGAAACAACUCAAAUCAAAUAGAUGCUGAAAAUUGAGACUAAAUGAGUGUAUGAUUGCUCGAUUGCAAGUUUAAACGUAAAACUUGUUAAUUUGACUUCUCAUUUCUUUUAUAUGUUGAUUGUAGUUCGAACAGGUAAUGGAGAUGCUCAAACUGUGUAUGCUAGGGGCCCUGCUCGUUCCCAUCCUUAACGUCAAGACCUGUGAUGCAAAGACCUGUGAGGGCGACUUCAAUGACCGCACAUUGACAAAGGAACAGUGCAGACAGUGUGAUAACCGCAGGUGGAUAUCUUCCAAAAGCUCCUGUCAAAAAUGUACAGAGUGUCAUCCGGGUGAUGGAUUAUCACAGGCAUGUGGAAAUGGUGAAGGUAACGACAUACUGAUAAGCUGUAUCCCUUGUAACCAUACCAACCAUUGGUAUAGUGACGCACUUGAUUCGAACCAAUGUAAGAAGAGCCCACAAUGUCAUACUUUCAACCGUGUCUACAAUAAAACUGCAACACCGACAUCAAGUGCCAUAUGUGGAGGUUGUUUGAAGGGAUUUUUCAUCCCAUCAUUUAUGAACUUUCUUCCUGGCAAACUCAGACCAUGCGAUGAAUGUGCACUGGCAAGGUCAAGGGAAGAUAUGAAGGUAUGUGGCUUAUCAACGAAAGUGGAUGAAUCGGCGGAGACAACAUCUGAUGACAAAACCAGGUUUUUCGAAGUUUUUAUAAGUGUUGGAGCCGUUUUCGUUAUUGCUAUUGCAAUCGCCACUGUGUUUUGGUACGUAAGAAAUCGACCAUCGUGUAAGACCUAUCGAUCAAAUGAUACUCUAUAUGAAGUUGUGCCAUCGAAAGAUCUGCACAAUAAUAACCUCCAAAUAGGAAAUAUUACUACAAUUGAAAUCGAACAAUUCCCAAACAAGCCUGAAUCCAGUAAAGAAAGAGACUGGAAUGUGGGCUUCAACAACCAUGCAGACCGUGACCAGAUCCUACAUGCUAAUACUAGUGGAUGUGUUCAUGACGUAAGGCAACAGUCACACGAUGAUACAUGGUCAGGUAUCGAUUGUAUCUCAAUCUAG